AUGCCCAGAAACGCACUGUGCGCACCGCACCGGCCCGGCCCGGGUCCCGAGUCCCAGCGGCUGCUCCGGGGUCUGCCUCGGGCGCUCCCUGCAGCCGCCCACCGUCAUUUCAGUCCCGGGCCCAGAGAAACAAACUCGGGAUCACACGCUGCGGCCGCGGAGCAGAGCGGCGCUUCCUCCCGGGCUCGGGCGCCGCGGAAAGUGCGCAACCGGCACGGAGAUGCCGAGACCCCGAUAAGGCGAGAAGCGAACCGGACCGGACCGCGCCCGGCGCCGGCUUCCCGCGGGACCCGCGCGGCGGCCCUCGGGGCUCGCGGACAGCGGCAAGGGCGGAAAUUUCGCACUUUCCACGCCGAGAGGUCUCGCUCGCAGGAGGAAGUACCGAGAACUUGCAGAGAGGGGCUCGGCGGCGGCGGCGGCCACCCGCCGCACGACCCGCGCCGCGCGGUCCACUCGGGCUCCUUUAUUGACACCGAACAAACACGCCCGAGCGCGGCCCGGCCCGAGGCCCGGCGGCAGCGGCCCCGCGGACGGGCCGCCGCCGUGGGCCGGGCGUCCGGAGGGAGCCGGGGCCUCCCCCGCCGCCCGAGCCGCUCCGCGGGGAGAGGAGGAGACACAACGGCGGCGCGCCGCCCCGCGCAGCGCCCCCCGCCCGCGCCGCCCCGCCGACCCCCCAACCGCCCCGGCGACGGCGGCGACACAGAGCCCGGCGCGGGGAGCAAUGGUGGCCCCCGCCCUCCACCCCCCGCCUCGGCUCCUCCCCCUCGGCCUCCUGCCGCCGCCGCCAGGACACUCGAGGCCGCCUCCCCCACCCCGCCCGCCGAGCGCUCCUCCCCUGCCCGCGCGGCGGGGGGCGGGGGGCGGCCCGCCAGGCCCCGGCGCGCCUGUCAAACCCGGCCCGGCUAUUUAUACCCGCGGGCCGGCCGCGCUCGCCCGCCGCGCGCGCCCCGGGGCCGCCAACUUCUCCCCCGCGCGCGCCGGCAGGUGAGGACCCGGCGCCGCUCGUCCCGCUCCGGCUCGGGGCGCCCCCAUCGCGCCGGCGGCGGGGCCCGGGGCGCGCGGGGGGCGGCGGGGCCGCGGGUGCACCUGCAGCGCCCAAAUUACCACCCGCCCAACGGCCGGGCGGCGCGGCGGUUGGUGCCCACGUUGGCGGAGGGUCGGGCGGCGGGGCCCAGCGCGCAGCUGCGGAGCGCGGCGGGCCGGCCCGUGCGCUGCCCCGGGAGCCGCGGCUGCCCCCGGCGCCCCCCGCGCGCCCGGGAACUCCGGCCCGGCCGCCGUGCGGGCGCGGUGCGGGAGCGCGCGGGCGCCGGCGCCGAGACGCAGGAGCGUCCCGGGGCCGCCCGCCUCGGGUCUCGCCGCUCGCACACAAAGGGGAAGCCCCGAGCCGGGCAGGGGCACAAAAGCCGCGGACCCGGUGCCCACGGCCCGCCGCGCUCCGAGCGUCUCCUGCCGGCGCCCCCCGCGCCCCGCGAGGUCCCCUUGCCCCACACGGCCCCGCCGCCGCGCGUGGUCGCCGGUUCCCUUAACAAAGAGCCGCGGCGGGUCCCGGGGCGCGGGGACACGCGGGGGGCCCCGCGCCGGGGUCUGCGCGCCCGCCUCGCGCUCGUCCGGCCGCCCCCGCACCGCCGGGCUGCGGCCGCGCGGCCGCCGCGGGACUCGGGGCUGCGGCGGAAAACUCUCUCCCCGCACGCAGUGCUCCCCUCCAGCGGGCCCCCGGGGCUGAAGCCACCAGACAGUCUGGAAGAUAAAAGAGCCGGGGCCAGGCGGUCAUUAGAAUGUGAAAGCCGGGCCGAGCAGAACCGGAGGAACGGGAAGUUCGCAGGACGGCGUGAAUGGGGCGUGAAAGCGCGCGGCCCGGGAGGCUGCGCCGACUGGGGGCCCCGCGCGCGCCCCGCCCGCCCCGGCCGCAAGGCCUCGACCCCCGCCGGCGCGGGUGGCCGGCGCUGCUGGGGGAGAUAA
This is a messenger RNA of Sorex araneus (European shrew), 1959 nucleotides long. Its product is annotated as serine/arginine repetitive matrix protein 2-like. The transcript is spliced from 4 exons. Bases 1 to 1959 code for a protein of 652 amino acids. The record is from RefSeq and is a predicted model, not a curated record. Lineage: Eukaryota; Metazoa; Chordata; Mammalia; Eulipotyphla; Soricidae.